UCUCAGCCUGUGGAUCUGGCAAAGCAGACGUUAGCGGCUGCCUACCUUCCAAGCAUUCUUCCAAAGUAGGGAUGUGGGAGGCAGCAGCUCAGAGAGGCUGUGAGAAGGACAGAAUGCGGAAGGGGAGGGAGAGAAAGAAAGCUAGAGAGAAGGACGAGGCAGAAAACAUGACGGAGUGAAAUAAAUGCUUAUCAAUGGAGUUCAUUACUGUAAACAUCUCCCAGGGGUGUCAGGCAACGGGGAUGAGAACGCAGCCGCUUGCAUUAAAAAUGACUAGUGAGGUGUCAGGCAGCCUUGCUGGCAGUUCAGCCUUGCAGUCAAGACAUGUUAGUAGAAGAGGAGCUGCACUGGAGUGAGGAAGUCGUGGGAGUACACACCUACCUGGGUUGCCUGAACUGUUAAGUAUCCUACGACUUGGUGCGGGUCUCAAACACCUCUCUAGGCGAAGCAGCAGCCGAAUCCAUUUUUUUUUGUCGAUAAUCAUUGUUCUUAUUUCAGGUUUCGAGUCUUCUGAAUGCUUUCCAUAUUAGUUCAGGGGUACUAGUUAAUGUCCAGGACGGAGCUACAUGCAGGACUGCAAGGGGGCUACCUCUGGAACAAAUGCAGAAAGCAGUUAUGUGAUGGAAAGGAACAAUAUGCAAGUACAGACAGUUAAUGUUUGACUUACGGGCAGUGGACAAGUUAACGUGGCACCAGUUGGACAUAACCUUAUCAUUUGGACCUUGGUACCGUGUAAACCUCAUUUACACGGGUAACCUCUUGGCAGCAAUCGUAGCUGGAAGGUUGGAUUCGAACUAGUGCAGGAGAGCAAACUGGACGUAACGCUACUGCUAAGAAGUCUGGAGCAGGACUGUGUGAAACGAACAGUGAAGAGAAAGGUCGCUCAUUUUCAAAGGAAAGAGGUCUAACACAGUGCGCAGUGGACAAAGCACGACACGGUGGUGCAGCUUUAACGGGGAAGAAGUACUUGUUCCUCUUUUUAAAGUGGCUGUUUACAACCUACAGCCAAAGAAGUGAAGUGUUAAAGCUAUUUUUGCAACAAGCAGACCCGUGAAGAUAUUCAGAAGAGCACAAGACUCUCCAAGUCCACCAGACAGGGCAAGGAGAAAGGGAAGCGCAAGGGUCCACUACAGCCUGAGUUCUUACUGAGCAGGGAGGCAAUCCAUUGUGGAGUCCCGCUAGAGUGCACCGACGUGAUAAAAAGUGAGCACUCCCUGUUUGCUAAAAUAAGUAAACGAAAAAAAGUAACUCACGCCAGACCUAGAAGUGGAAGGGCGGUUUAGUGACCACAGCUACCCUAAGCUCCCUGGUCACCUGUCUUGGACUAUAGCAGGUAGUGCAUAUGAGAGUCCUGAGAGCAGGACACGGACCCUUCAGCAUCAACAGCAGCAGGGGUGGCAGCGCUGUUCCUGAGGAGUUGCAACAGCUGUGUUGUGGUCACGGUUGCAUGUCCUUAUCCAACUAGGACUCGAGUCCCGUCGCUGCCAAGUGUCUCAGGAGUGCUGAAUGCCAGCAACAGCGGGCAGCCGGUGUAACGGGCUCGGUGUUCAAAUGCAUGGGUUUUGGGAAUGAACCGUUUACCACCACAGACACAUUUCCAGCAGGAUAUUACUUUGGAUAUGUGAUUGGGGCGCGUUAUUUGGGACCGGAGGGUCAUAUUUUAUUAGGAUUAUGGCCAAAGGGUUGCGAAGUGAAGCUUUCAGACUUGGACCAGCGACCCACUCCAGGUCCGUGGAUAAAAUGACUAAAGACAAAGAUAAAAGUUUCUUAGAAGUAUCAAAUUCACUCAGUGCAGAAGGAGAACAUCUUUCAUCCAAACUUGCUACAGAAAUGUGCUCUUCCUAUCUAGAGAGCUGUUUAGCACAUGGACACGACCAGAGGAAGUGGCUUGCCUCCACCAGUCUCAGUAAGCCCUAGCUAAUGAAUCAUUUCCAGCUCGCUCCACGGCAGAAGAUUAAUGGUCAUGUUGUAACUUUAUAUUUCAGCCUUUGCAGAAGACUUCUUCAUCUAAAAUUGCACAUACUGUACCUGAGAGGAAGCAGAUUUAUUCUAACUUUGGGGAAUUGUUUUUUUCUCCAUAAUAUUGUGUGCUCCACACUUCACUAGUGUACAAAAUGGGAUUAUGGACUAGAAACUGGAUCAGACAAUGGGAUCAUUUUCUCAGAUCCUGGACAGUUUUUUUGCUUAGUCUUUAUGUUCAAAUUUCUCAGGUGAAAGCCUGCCCAGAUAUUUGCCGCUGUGACAGGACGUUUGUCUAUUGCAAUGAACGUAGUUUGACCUCUGUGCCUCCUGGGAUACCAGAGGGUAUGAAGACUCUCUACCUCCAUAACAACCAAAUCAAUAAUGCCGGCUUCCCUGAAGAGCUCUACAACAUUGAGUCAGUGGAGACUGUGUUUUUGUAUGGCAAUCAGUUAGAUGAGUUUCCUGUGAACCUACCCAGAAAUGUACGUGUGUUGCAUUUGCAGGAGAAUAAUAUCAUGACUAUUUCCAGGUUCGCCCUCGCUCAACUGCAGAAACUGGAAGAAUUACAUUUAGAUGACAAUUCUAUUUCCACUGUGGGCAUUGAAGAUGGGGCAUUCCGGGAGGCUGGCAGUUUAAAACUGCUGUUUCUUUCAAAGAACCACCUAAGCAGUGUGCCUGUGGGGCUACCUUUACAACUGAAGGAACUGCGUGUGGAUGAAAAUCGAAUUGCUACUAUUUCUAACAUGGCAUUUCAGAACCUCACCAGUCUAGAACGCCUGAUCCUAGAUGGCAAUCUGCUGACCAACAGUGGAAUUGAAGAAGGAACAUUCAGUUAUUUAAGUAAGCUGACUGAGUUUUCUAUGGUGCGUAACUCAUUGACAGAUCCUCCCUCUGACCUUCCCAGCACAUACCUAGUAAAGUUCAACUUACAAGAUAACCAGAUUACUCAAAUACCAGUCAACACAUUUGAAUACUUUAGUGAGCUACAGAUCCUAGACAUUUCAAACAACCAGCUUCAUGCUCUGCAGCAGGGAGUUUUUGAUGGCCUAUCAAACCUGAAACAGUUGACUGUACGUAAUAAUCCGUGGCAUUGCAAUUGUAGUAUUGGAUGGAUAACUCAGUGGUUAAAAUCCCUGCCUUCCUUUAUAAAUGUGAGAGGGUUUAUGUGCCAGACUCCAGAAAAAGUAAGAGGAAUGGCUGUGAGGGAACUUAACGCAGAUUUGCUAGCUUGCCCUAUUGUUUUCCCUUCUUCUCCAGUCACCACUCAAGCCUUUGCAACAUUGGUACCUGUUACAUUAGGUUCCAGCACGUCUGACACUAAAACUGUUACAUCUGACACAUCGUAUACAACACAUUCAAUAACCUCAUUACCUAGCCAAGAUGGUAAUGAAGACAAAGGUGAAGGAAUCGGUGAUAGUGUUUACCAUGAUGAGGAGACGACUCACGUGUCUAUCUUAUUUGUAAAUGAUACAUGUAUACAGAUAAGUUGGACAGCAAGCUUUUCAGUCAUGUCCUAUAAGCUUACAUGGGUGAAGAUGGGACAUAGCCUAAUAGGAGGAAUUGUAAAAGAAAAGCUAAUCAGCAGCCAGAUACGACAGACAAACCUUUAUGAUCUGGAGCCGAAGUCAACCUAUCGGAUUUGCUUGGCUCCGCUGGACGCUUUCAAUAAUUACAAAGCUGGGGAAGAAACUGUGUGCUGUGAAGCCACCACAAAAGCCUCUUCCUUUAACAGUAGUGACAAUAAAGCCUCAAGCCAUGAGCAAAUCACACCACAUAGUCCUGGCUCCCCGUUUCUCCUAGCAGGUUUAAUAGGUGGUGCUGUAAUCGUUGUGCUCGUGGUCCUGCUCAGCAUCUUCUGCUGGCAUGUGCAUAAAAAGAAUCGGUCUUCCUCUAACAAGUGGAAAUAUAAUCGUGGCAGGCGGAAAGAUGAUUACUGUGAGGCAGGGACUAAAAUGGACAACUCCAUCCUGGAGAUGACAGAGACAGGCUUCCAAAUCGUCUCUUUAAAUAAUGAGGAACUUCUUAAAGGGGGGGACUUCAGGCUGCAGCCCAUUUAUGCCCCAAAUGGUGGACUAGGUCACGUCUCUAAUAACAUCCACUACUGCAGUGGUACUGUCAAAACGUGGAAUGUUGUCAUACAUGAUAGUGCUUUACAAUGUAAACUUACAAAGAACUUUGUAAAAAAGUUACGUUUGAUAAAUUGUUUCUCAGACAUAUUUUGUGUGUUUGGGAAACCUGUAAUUUAUACAGUGUAUUAUAAAAUGGAAUUUAAGAAGAUAUUAUCUUUUCUAUUCCUAGUUAAUUGCUAAUGUUUUUGUAUAAAGGCCCUUGUUUUUAAAUAUUUCAGGAUAGUAAGUAAUUGCCCUAGGGAGUUAUUGCACACUAAGAACCCAGGCCAAUGGAGAGGAAAACAAAAUAUAAAAAUAGUUUCUUAUUAUGAUAAGAAAUGUAGUGAGCAUUUUUCUCCUGCUAGCAGCUUUGUCUUAUUAUUUUAUAAAAAAACAGGUAAGUUUGUUUGCUAAGGGAUGUCUGAGUUACAUGUAUGUCACUGUAUGACUAGGUCUAGCUUAGGCAGAGAAACAGAAGGAUUAUAAUAGCAGUUCCUUAACAGAUUGACCAUACAGUGAUGCUUUUCUAUUUAUUUUUAUUCCCAUAUUAAAAGGUAAGGUUACAUAUGCGCAAUGUAGUCAUAACUCUCAAACGCUUAUCAUUAAAGUAAAAAAUGUACACACUCCAAAUAAGGAACAUACAAGAUCUCUGAAGAUAAUUUUCUUUAUCAGAUGGGAACAAUCAGUAAACAUUGAGGGAACCAGAUUCUACAGCUGCUCAAAAUUUUAAGUGUGCGUCGAUAUCAGACCAUUGCAUCAAUCAGAUUUUUUUUUGUGUGUGUGUGGGACAUUUUCUGUGUAUUCAUGACAAUUAGUUUUGGUAAAAGUGCACAAUUUAGAUUCCACAACUUCAGGGUAAUGCUUUAGGCUAAAAUGACACGUAUUUGACCAUGUUCAUACCUGACGUUCCAUGUUCUUCCAUUUGUGAGUAUGAGGCGAGGCUGUCUGAAACUGUUACUGGGAACUUUUUCUUAAAAACUGUAAAACAGUGGCACAAAUUAAAAUGUGUUAAUGUGAUGGUGAAACUACUGAUUGCAUCAGGUAAAAUAAGCUGUUUUUAAGAAUUUGCUUUUAUUUGUAAAAGAGAAACGGUGAAUCAUGCCAUCAGGAGGAAUGAUGUCGACAUCCAUGAAGGGGAUAGGUUUAUCAAUCCACAUAUAUAUGGCACCUUGAGAGAUUAUUUCAUUAUGUGUUUACAGUACAUCUAUGAAAACACAAAACCUCCUCAUUUUACACCCCUUUAUUUUAUUAGUUUUAACUUUCUGCACCUCAAAAUUUUCCUCUGAUUAAGAAUGAAGAAUAAAACUAUUCAGUUUUUUGUUUAAUUGUCAGUACAUCAAAGGUCAUUAAGAAGUGAUAACAUACUGUAUAGUUAUUUGAAUGUGUUAAUGCAAUGAAGUACAGGUUUAGAACAUCAUAAACCUACUGAUAACAAGCAAAGUCUGUUUGUAGAAAUGAGUUGACAACAACUGAAGUGGGGCACUAAGAAUACAUUUAAACCAGCAACACAAAUUGAGCUAGCAGAUGUAUAUUAUUUUUACAGAUUUGUAUUUCUCGCUUUCUAAAUGUUGUAUUUAUUUGUUAAAAUAUACACAAAUAUAUUACAUUGGAUUCUGAACACCCUGAUAUGAAAAAUGUAGUAUGAAGGGGGUAAAUAAAUAUCUUCUUGACAUAUAA
Molecule: messenger RNA, 5747 nt
Organism: Protopterus annectens (West African lungfish)
Lineage: Eukaryota; Metazoa; Chordata; Ceratodontiformes; Protopteridae
Gene: FLRT2
Product: fibronectin leucine rich transmembrane protein 2
Exons: 2
Coding region: 2115-4271 (718 amino acids)
Molecular function (GO): protein binding
Source: RefSeq, a predicted model, not a curated record